Messenger RNA from Hippopotamus amphibius kiboko, 951 nucleotides. RefSeq names its product olfactory receptor 5B3-like. The record is from RefSeq and is a predicted model, not a curated record. The transcript has a single exon. Bases 4 to 951 code for a protein of 315 amino acids. Gene Ontology annotation, cellular component: membrane. Gene Ontology annotation, biological process: sensory perception of smell; G protein-coupled receptor signaling pathway. Lineage: Eukaryota; Metazoa; Chordata; Mammalia; Artiodactyla; Hippopotamidae. Gene Ontology annotation, molecular function: odorant binding; olfactory receptor activity; G protein-coupled receptor activity.
UCCAUGAUGAAUAAUACAGAGGUGACUGACUUCAUCCUGCUUGGACUAACCAGUGCCCCAGAACUGCAGGUCCCUCUCUUUAUAAUGUUCACCUUCAUUUACCUCAUCACUCUGGCUGGGAACGUGGGGAUGAUCCUGUUGAUUCUGCUGGACUCUUGUCUCCAUAAGCCCAUGUACUUUUUCAUCAGUAACCUGUCUCUGGUGGAUUUUUGUUACUCCUCAACAGUCACUCCAAAGGUGAUGGCUGGGUUUCUAACAGGAAAUAAGGUCAUCUCGUACAAUGCAUGCGCUGCUCAGAUGUUCUUUUUCAUAGUCUUUGCCACUGUAGAAAGUUACCUCUUGAUCUCAAUGGCUUAUGACCGCUACGCAGCAGUGUGCAACCCCCUACAUUACACUGUAACUAUGACGACAAGUGUGUGUGCUCGUAUGGUCAUAGGCUGCUAUGUCUUUGGUUUUCUGAAUGCUUCUAUUAACACUGGAGACACAUUCUGUCUCUCUUUUUGUAGGUCCAAUGUGAUCCAUCACUUUUUCUGCGAUUUUCCAGCAGUCAUAACUCUCACUUGCUCUGAUAAACACAUCAGUGAGAUGAUUCUUGUUCUUAUCUCAAGCUUCAAUGUCUUUUUUGCACUUUUUGUAAUCUUGAUUUCCUACCUGUUCAUAUUUAUUACCAUUUUGAAGAUGCCCUCACGAGAGGGAUAUCAGAAGGCUUUAUCUACCUGUGCAUCUCACUUCAUUACUGUUUCCAUAUUUUAUGGGACAGUCAUCUUCAUGUACUUACAGCCCAGUUCCAGCCAUUCCAUGGACACUGACAAAAUGACAUCUGUGUUCUAUACUAUGGUCAUCCCCAUGCUGAACCCCCUAGUUUAUAGUCUGAGGAACAAAGAGGUCAAGAGUGCAUUUAAAAAGAUUAUUGAAAAGGCAAAAUUUUCUCUAGGUUUUUUCUUGAUGUAA